GAUUUGGCCCCUGCCGGCGGCUGUAGCGGACGCUGCGCUCCUCCCCCGGUCGCGCCGCAGCUUCCUGUGAGGAGCGAAUGGAAAGUCCGGCCCGGGGCUGCGAAUUGACUUGGAAAAACUAAAAGGUGAUCAUGCACCAUGGCAGCGGUCCCCAGAAUGCUCAGCGCCAGCUCCAGAGGUCCAGGUCCUUCACAGGCAGCGAGGGAGAAGAGCAGCAGACAAACCUACCCCAGUCCCCUGCAGCUUCGUUCGCUCCUUCCGCCAGCCCGUCCGCGCCACAGUCGCCCAGUUACCAAAUACAGCAGUUUAUCAUGAGCAGAAGCCCGGUGGCUGGGCAGAAUGUAAACAUCACGCUGCAGAAUGUUGGACCUGUGGCUUCAGGAAACCAGCAGAUCACACUAACGCCCUUGCCGAUCCCGAAUCCGACAUCACCGAGUUUUCAGUUCAGCCCUCAGACAAGGAGGUUUGACCAUGGGUCUCCAUCGUACAUUCAAGUUACUUCACCGUUGCCCCAGCAGGUCCAGUCUCAAAGUCCUACGCAGCCCAGCCCUGUGCCGGUGCAGUCGAUACCAAACGUUCGGGCAGGCACACCUGGUCCUGGCUUGGGUAUGUGCAGCCAAAGUCCUACGAGAGGGUUUGUAGAUGCCAGUGUCCUAGUGAGACAGAUCAGUCUGAGCCCAUCGAACGGUGGACACUUUGUGUAUCAAGAAGGGUCAGGGAUUGCACAGAUCGCUCAAGGAGCUACAGCACAAGUGCAGCUUCCCUCUUCUGGAGCACCAGCUACAGUAAGAGAACGCAGGCUUUCACAGCCUCAUUCACAGACCGGUGGCACCAUUCACCAUCUUGGACCUCAGAGUCCUGUAGCUAGUGGAGCAAAUAUGCAGCCUUUGACCAGUCCAGGUCAUAUUACAACUACUAGCCUGCCACCACAGAUCAGCAACAUUAUCCAAGGGCAGCUCAUGCAACAGCAGCAGCAAGUGCUUCAAGGGCAGCAGUUGAGCCGACCCAUAGGAUACGAUAGGACUUCUGGUGGAUUAAUAGCAGGAGUUGGAGGAUCGCCUGCUUUUGGAAUAACAUCGCCACCCCCUCCCACAAGUCCAUCCCGUGCCACUGUACCGCAGAGUCUCUCUAAUCUUCCUCUGACUCCUUCAGUAAAUACAGCGGUGAAAAAACAACCUAAAAAAUUGGAGGAGAUUCCUCCUGCCAACCAAGAGACUGCUCAGAUGAGAAAGCAGUGUUUGGACCAUCACCACAAGCAGAUGGAGGUUCUGAAGGAGGCUUUUAAGGAAUAUUUGAUUGAACUAUUUUUUUUGCAACAUCUGCAAGGGAAUAUGAUGGACUUCUUAGCUUUUAAAAAGAAACAUUGUGUACCAUUGCAAGCAUACCUGAGGCAAAAUGACUUGGAUCUAGAGGAAGAGGAGGAAGAGGAACAAUCUGAAGUCAUCAACGAUGAGGUAAAGGUUGUGACAGGAAAGGAUGGGCAGACUGGUACUCCUGUUGCUAUAGCAACCCAGCUUCCUCCAAAUGUUUCUGCUGCUUUUUCAUCCCAGCAGCAACCAUUUCAGCAAACACAUACAGGGACUCCAGUAACGGGGACUGUGAAUACCAUAGAAAUUGAAGCUUUUAAGAGACAGCAGGCCCUUGCUCCAGCAGAUUCGUCUAAGAGACCACGAAUUGAAGUGGGCCGUCAUGGGAUGGUUUUUCAGCAUCCAGGUGUGGCUUCAGGAGUUCCUCUUCAACAGCUAAUGCCAACGGCACAAGGUGGAAUGCCUCCCACUCCUCAAGCUGUACAGCUCACUGGACAGAAACAAAGUCAGCAGCAGUAUGACCCAUCCAAAGGCCCUCCUGUGCAGAAUGCCGCAAGUUUACACACUCCUCCGCCUCAGCUGCCGGGGAGGCUGCAACCUGCUAACGUCCCUAUAACAUCUCUCCCAGCUGCAUUGCAGCUUCCACAGCAGCCACCACAGAUUGUUGAAUCUCCAUCUCAGCCCCAGAUUCAAGUGAAGAUCCAGCCACAAAAUGUACCCAUCACUACUGCGCCUCAUGCCCAGGUCCCAGCACCGCUUCAGCAGCAGGUGCAGCCAGCCCUUCAUGUACAAGGACAGACACCAACACAGGCAUCCCAGCUGCAAGCUACAGGACAGCAACAGACUGUGACCCUGACUCGACCAUCUGCAGAUUCUGCCCAAAAUUCCCAGCGUCUUACAGUAAAUUCGCUGCCGCCUACCUCAUCGAUCGCACCAGCAACACUCUCAGGCACAGCACCACUUUCUGCGUACCCAGUGCAAACAAACAGGACAUCGCCAGCAACUAACAAGUCUCUGUCUCCAAUUGCAUCAAAACCUCCAGGCUUGGCAGUAGCUGCAGCACCUAAAACGCAGAGUCCAGCUCAGAAUGCUGCAGUGUUACCACAAGACAGCUCUCAAGACAAGCUUGCUGAACAAGUAAAGCUGGAGAAUCAGAUCCAUCAACGAAUAGCAGAGUUGAGGAAGGAGGGCUUAUGGUCCUUGAGGCGAUUGCCCAAACUCCAGGAGGCCCCAAGACCCAAAUCUCACUGGGAUUAUCUUCUGGAAGAAAUGCAGUGGAUGGCAACUGAUUUUGCUCAAGAGAGAAAAUGGAAGAUGGCAACUGCUAAGAAGAUGGUGAGAACUGUGGCUCGCUACCAUGAGGAAAAGAAGCUCAAUGCAGAGAGAGCCAAAAGAGAGGAACAAAACAAACUGAGACGCAUUGCGGCUUCAAUUGCUAGAGAAAUAGAAUACUUCUGGUCUAACAUUGAACAGGUGGUUGAAAUAAAAUUGCAGAUUGAAUUCCAAGAGAAAAGGAAAAAAGCUUUGAAUUUAAAGAAAAAAUCAAAGAAAGAUAAAGGUGUAAAGUUUGCAGAAGCUAUUUCAUUGGAAAAGGAAAAUGAGAUGGAUUUGUUGUCACCUGGAAGGAAAAGAAAAGCAAGCACAUCCUUGACUGAUGAGGAAGUUGAAGAUGAAGAGGAAACGAUUGCAGAGCAAGAGGCUAAAGAAGGAAAUAUAAACCAUCAAACUGAAUUGUCUAACCUAGCCAAAGAAGCUGAAUUGCCUUUGGAUGACUUAGUAAAGAUGUAUGAAGGUGCCUUUGCAGAGAAUUUUCACUGGCCCCAGCCUAAGCCUGACAAUGAAGAGGAUACUAGUGAAGAAGAAAUGGAAGACCACGCAGCUGACAGGGAGAGCCCUCAGAAGGAAGUGGUCCUCAUAGACUCGCUUCUCAGCAUUGAUCAGUAUAAGGGGAUAGAGAGAUCAAGUCCUCCAAAGAAACAUGCAAGAGACAUAGCAGAAGUUGCUGGUGCUGCAGAAGUGCUGUUACCUAAAGGCAGCGCGAGGAUCACAACAGCGGUAAAAUAUAAUACUCCGUCCCUGUUGUAUGGGACUCUCAGAGAGUAUCAGAAGAUUGGGCUGGACUGGUUAGCAAAGCUAUAUAAGAAGAAUCUAAAUGGUAUUCUGGCAGAUGAAGCUGGGCUUGGGAAAACUGUGCAAGUCAUUGCCUUCUUUGCACACUUGGCUUGCAAUGAAGGUAAUUGGGGUCCUCAUCUUGUUGUUGUACGGAGUUGUAACAUAUUGAAAUGGGAGCUUGAGCUGAAACGCUGGUGCCCUGGGUUGAAAAUUCUUUUGUACUUCGGGAGCCAAAGAGAACUUAGAGCCAAGAGACAGGAGUGGACAGAACCCAACAGCUUUAACGUGUGCAUCACCUCCUAUAAACAACUGUUUAAAGGUCACCAAGCCUUUAUGAAGAUGCGAUGGAAGUACUUAGUUGUAGAUGAGAUGCAGCAAAUUAAAAACAUGACAGAGAAGCACUGGGAGGCACUCUUCAGUCUCCGGAGCCAGCAUCGCUUACUCCUGAUAGACACCCCUUUGCAUAAUACUCUGAUGGAGUUGUGGACCAUGGUGCAUUUUUUAAUUCCAGGAAUUUCCAGACCUUAUCUAGACUUUCCAGUAAAAGCAGCCAAUGAGGAAAACCAGGAUUAUUGCCAUAAACUUGUCAUAAGAUUACACAGAAUGAUUCAACCAUUUAUUUUGCGAAGAUCAAAGAGAGAUGUUGAAAAGCAACUUACGAAAAAAUAUGAGCAUGUGCUAAAGUGUCGUCUUUCUAACCGGCAAAAGGCAAUGUAUGAAGAUGUCAUAUUACAACCAGGAACCCAAGAUGCACUUAAAAGUGGACAUUUUGUCAGUGUCCUCCAUGUUCUGAUGCAGCUGCAAAGGAUUUGUAAUCAUCCGGACCUUAUAAAUCCCAGGUUUUCUAGCUCCUCUUAUGUGUCAGAAGCACUGGAGUAUGGAACUGCUUCACUAAUACUAAAAGCUCUAGAAUCAGAUCUUUGGAAGGAUACAGAUACGUCUCUCUUUGAUCUGAUUGGCAUAGAAAAUAAAAUGACUUAUUAUGAAGCACAAGUUUUGCCAAAACAAAAGGUGACCAGAAAGCUUAUUGAAGAAAUCUAUAGCUCACCACCACCUCCACCCAGACCCAACCCAGUGAAGCUCAAACCAAGCAGGUUGUUUCAACCAGUUCAGUAUGGACAGAAGCCUGAGGGAAGGACUGUUGUUUUUCCAAGCACUCAAGUACAACGCACAGUGACCACAGCUACAGUAACUCAGCAGGGACAAGUCCGAGGGAGAUCUCCCAUUGCAACGGUUUCUGCAAACCAAGCCGCAGCCGCACAGUUUCAGACAACUCAGGCUUCCACCAGUGCUCCAAGACACCAGCCAGCAGCGACCUUCACCACAGCAACUAGCACAGCCAAUCCUGUGAAACAGCGGGGUCAGACCACUGCACAGGCCUCACAGCUAGGCCAGACCCAGCCACAGGCCCCCUCGCACACCAUCCAACAAAGUGUGCUGCCUCAGAGGCUGGUACUGACCUCUCAGGCCCAGGCACGGUUGCCUAGUGGUGAGGUAGUAAAAAUAGCCCAACUGGCCUCCAUAGCAGGAGCUCAAGGCAGAAUCGCUCAGCCGGAGACACCUGUAACACUGCAGUUUCAAGGGAAUAAAUUUACUUUAUCACAUAGCCAACUGCGUCAGCUCACUGCGGGGCAGCCUCUGCAGCUGCAAGGAAGUGUCCUUCAGAUUGUUUCAGCACCAGGCCAGCAGUAUUUGAGACCUCAGGGUCCAGUUGUCAUGCAGACCGUUUCUCAACCUGGAACUGUUCAAAAUGCUUUGAAUGCAUUGGGAAACCAGCAUCAAGCAGGCAUGCCAGCUUCUACAGCAGUAACUCAGCCAGUUUGUAUUCCAGGUCGAACAGCAGUUACUAGCUUAACAUCUGGUGACAUAGGAUCAGCAUUAAAACCUGCACUUGCCCAUGGAGGACAAUCACAGGAAUCACUUGAGGAGAAGAACAGGCUUCUCAAGGAGCGUCUGGACAGGAUAUUUUCGGGCAACGAGCGCCGUUGUUCCAGAGCCCCAGUGUAUGGCAAGGACUUGUUGGGGAUUUGUUCUCUGAUUGGCGAAAGAAAGAUUUCUCAGCAUUGUUCCCCUGGGGACAACAAAUGGAGGUGGGCUGGCUUUGUGAACUGUUGCCUUUCUUCAAGUGCCUCAGGAGGCCCAAGUAACCCACUGCAAGAUCUGAUCUUGACAUUGGAUCAGCAACAGGAAUCCCUGAAGGAUUUUGUUAAUAGGGCUCUAUAUGUGUUGCCAGCUGCAGUCACUGCUCCACCAUGUUUAUAUGUAGCAAAUCCUCCCCCUUCAUAUAAUCACAGAAUGAAAGUCUUUAAGCACAAUCUUAAGCAAAGGGUGGCUCCUUAUUUACAUCAACUGCGACGGAUCAUGACUCCACAUUUGCUACAGUUCCCUGAUCUCCGACUCGUGCAGUACGAUUCAGGGAAAUUGGAAGCUCUUGCUGUCUUACUUCAGAAGCUGAAGUCUGAAGGACGUCGUGUGCUGAUCUUGUCACAGAUGAUUCUGAUGCUAGAUAUCCUGGAGCUCUUCUUGAACUUCCAUUUUCUUACAUUUGUGAGGAUUGACGAAUAUGCCAACCAGGAGCAACGUCAGGAACUGAUGAAAAGUUUCAACCGGGACAAGCGCAUUUUCUGUGCCAUUCUUUCCUCCCACAGUCGUUCCACAGGAGUCAAUCUUGUAGAGGCAGACACUGUUGUGUUCUAUGAUAAUGAUUUAAACCCAGUCAUGGAUGCAAAGGCUCAGGAGUGGUGCGACAGAAUUGGGAGAUGCAAAGACAUCCACAUAUACAGGCUUGUAAGCGGUAAUUCGGUAGAAGAAAAGCUUCUGAAAAAUGGCACGAAGGAUUUGAUCAGAGAAGUAGCUGCUCAGGGAAAUGAUUAUUCAAUGGCCUUUUUAACACAGCAAACUAUUCAGGAAUUGUUUGAGGUUCAUUCUCCUAUGGAGGAUUCUGGUUUUCGAGUCAAAGCAGAGGAGUUUGUGGUACUUUCUCAGGAACCUUCUCCAGCAGAAACAAUUUCACCCAAGGUUGCAAGACCAUUUAUAGAGGCCCUCAACAGCAUUGAACAAGAAGAGGAGCCAGGUGAACAUAUGCCAACAGCAAGGAGUAAAUCAAGAAGAGAAGCUUUAAUUUCAGAGCUCUGCGAGCCAAAAUACGAGGAACCUUCGCAAUUACAGGAAUUAGUUGCUGUUGUGGACCAGCUUACUCCUAUUGAGAAGUAUGCUUUGAAUUAUUUAGAGCUCUUCCAUGUUUCCAUUGAUGAGAGUGAACCAAGAUUAAAUGAGGUGGAACUGAGAGCUACAAAGAAAACAUGGGAGAUUCAGCACGUGAAGCAAGUUAAGGAAAAAGAGGAAAAAAUACUUUGGGAAGAUGAGGAAGAGUUGCUCACCUACACUCGGGAGGAUGCAUACAACAAGGAAUAUGUGUAUGAAGGUGCAGAUGGACAAACAGAAGUCAUGCCUCUUUGGACUCCCCCGACCCCGCCACAGGAUGACAAUGAUAUUUACAUUGAUUCUGUUAUGUGCCUGAUGUAUGAUACCACCCCAAUUCCAGAGUCUAAGUUGCCUCCUGUGUAUGUCAGGAAAGAACGGAAGCGACACAAAACAGAUCCCUCUGCUGCAGGUCGGAAGAAAAAGCAGCGCCACGGAGAGACGGUUAUACCUCCUCGAUCGCUGUUUGACCGGGCGACACCAGCGAUGUUAAAAAUGCGGCGAGAGGGCAAAGAGCAGAAGAAGAACAUACUGCUGAAACAGCAGACGCAGUUCGCAAAGCCAUUGCCAACUCUUGUCAAACCAGCUGCUGAGGCUGGGCAGGACAAUCCUGAGUGGCUGAUCAGUGAAGACUGGGCCCUGCUGCAGGCAGUGAAGCAGCUACUGGAGCUUCCUUUAAACCUUGCUGUUGUGUCACCAGCGCACACGCCUAACUGGGACCUCGUUAGUGAUGUUGUUAACUCCUGCAGCCGAGUGUACCGCUCCCCAAAGCAAUGCCGCAACAGAUACGAAAAUGUCAUUAUUCCCAGAGAGGAAGGAAAGCUAAUGUACGAAGCUAAUCCUAAAAAGAAGACAAAAAGCAUUUAUAAGACUAAAAAUAGUCGGCCGCUUCGUACCAAUCAGAUCUACGCCCAAGAUGAAGGUGCAACCCACACACAGCUGUAUACUAAUCAUUUUGAGAUGAUGAAAAUGAUUGCAGGAAAGAGAAGUCCACCAAGCAAACCUCUACUUGGCAUGAAUCCUUUCCAGAAGAAUCCAAAACAUGCUUCAGUGCUUGCAGAAAGUGGAAUCAACUAUGAUAAGCCACUUCCUCCGAUUCAGGUUGCCUCCCUCCGAGCAGAGCGUAUUGCAAAAGAGAAAAAGGCUUUGGCCGAACAGCAGAGGGCACAGCAGCAGACAGGGCCACAGCCGCAACAGCAGCAGCAGCAGCAGGCCGGCCAGCAGCAAGCACAGCAGCCAGCUGUACAGCAAGCACAAGCCCAGCCUCAACCACAGGCUCAAGCACAGGUAGUUCAGCAGCCACAGGCAGUGGUGCAGACUGCAGUAACUACUGUGGCCAACACGGCAGUAUUGGCUGGUACAAUCAAAACAGCAGUUCCUGGGACAAGUAUACAGACUGCCACAGUGAGUGGGAACGUUAUAGUGAACACAGUUGCUGGGGUCUCUGCUGCUACCUUCCAGCCGAUCAAUAAACGUCUGGCUUCACCAGUCAUUCCUGGAACCCUGACUACUUCUGGAGGUACAGCUACUGCACAAGUGGUACAUACUCAACAGCGAACAGCAGCAGCACCUGCUGCUUCAACUGAAUUGGUCACCAUAGCAACUACACCCGGUGUUCGAGCAGUAACAUCUGUGACGGCAUCAGCAGUGGUAACUACUAACCUCACUCCAGUACAGACCCAGACACGGUCCCUUGUGACUCAGGUUACACCAGCUACCCCGACGGUUCAGCUCUCUGGCAAAACAAUCACCCCUGCCCAUUUCCAGCUUCUCAGGCAACAGCAGCAGCAAGCCGCUCAGGUGCAAGUCCCACAGAUUCAAGCCCAGGCCCAGACCCAGUCUCCAGCUCAAAUAAAAACAGUGGGGAAGUUAUCACAGGAGCAGCUGAUCAAGUUACAGAAGCAGAAACUGCAGCUUCCUCAGCAACAAGCAGCACAGCAGCAGGCCCAGCCAGGGGCCCAACAACAAACCACACAAGUGCAAGUGCAGCAACAGCAGCAAACGCAACAACUCACUGCUGUGACGGCACCAAGGCCUGGAGCUGUCCUUACUGGCACCACCGUGGCGAACCUCCAAGUUGCUCGUCUUACUCGUGUUCCUGCUUCCCAGCUUCAAGCACAAGGACAGAUCCAGGCCCAAACACCUCAGGCGGCACAGGUUGCUUUAGCGAAGCCUCCAGUGGUGUCGGUUCCAGCUGCCGUCGUGUCAUCUGCUGGUGUCACAACGCUCCCUGUUACGGUCGCUGGCAUUAGUGUUGCUAUUGGGCAGCCUCAGAAAGCUGCAGGAGGGCAGACCGUGAUGGCACAGCCCCUCCACGUCCAACAGCUCUUGAAACUCAAGCAUCAUCAGCCGACCCAGCAGCAGAAAGCCAUCCAGCCCCAGGUUGCACAAGGUCAAGCUACUGUGCAGCAAAAGAUAAAUGCUCAGCAAGUGACUGUCCAAGCUCAACAGCAGACAUCGCAGCAGCAGAAAGUAACCUAUACUACACAGCCAGCCAUUAAAACCCAGUUCCUAACAACUCCUAUUUCCCAGGCCCAAAAACCUGGUGGAACCCAACAAGUGCAGGCACAGAUACAGGUACAGGUUGCAAAGAUUCCACAAGUGGUGCAGCAACAGGCUACUGUCGCCAAUAUUCAGCAGAUGGUUUCGGUUUCCCAGCAGGUUCAGGCACAGCCCCAAACCGUGACGCUGUCUCAGACCACUGCAGGCCAGCAACAGGUUCAGGUGAUCCCUGCAACAACUGCAACAGCUCAAGUGGUGCAGCAGAAGCUGAUACAGCAGCAGGUUGUGACAACUGCUUCUCCCCAAAUCCAAGCCUCCGGUGUGCCGAACCCAGUCCAGGCCCCCGUAACCUCGGAAGCACCAAAUCAGCAAGCAAAGGUGCAAAUGAGGACACCUACGGUCAGAUUAAAGGCACCCACCAAACCGAGCUGAACUAGUAAUUCAAUUGCAAUAAGCAGGGAAAAGCAGUAUUUCAUGUUUGCCAAGCCCCCCUGGUGAGGCAAGCAGCAGGUUCUCCGCGGAUCCUCAUUCCAACCAAGACAAAUCGCCUCUAUUGUUUUUAAAUUGAAGGGUUUUGCUGGUGAACAUUUCAACACGGGGAAACUCUCCAAGCAUUUUAGCGGGUCAGAAAAACGUUUCACCCGAGGCACGUUCCACUCCAGCAGAGACUCUCCUCGUCUGCAGACGUCAUAACUUCUGCCCAGCUUCAUGAAAACCAAACCACGGAUCCCUUCAGUGUCAGUCUAAUUCAUCUAUGUUAGCGUAUUGUAUAAUUGCCAAUGAGCAAGUGCAAUCCUUUGCUAUAAUGUGGACGAGUGUUUAUUGUCCAUUGCAAAGCCACACAGACAGUUGAUGUGUGGUGAGCAUAGCAGAGUAUUUCCACCUGUCUGACAGCUGCAUGUAGCGCUCACUUGCGGUGACCAUCCAUCAGAACUCCUUUCUAUUGAAGUGCUCCCUGCAGAGUUUAGCCAAUAAAUGUGAAACCUUGUAAGUACGUGUAAUUAAGAAGAACCAUGUUUCAUUCUCCAUUUUUGUAAGUCUUUUAAAAUGUUUGUUAGUAGUUUUGUGUACAGUUUCCUGAAGCAGCCAACCUGUGCCCUCGCUCUCAUACUUCACUUUAAGAUGAUAGAUAUUCUAGGCAUGAACUGAAUAAAUGCUGUGUUGAUAGUAGAUGUGUAUUAAAGUGUAGCCCAUUUUUAUGGAAA
Molecule: messenger RNA, 10327 nt
Organism: Gavialis gangeticus (Gharial)
Lineage: Eukaryota; Metazoa; Chordata; Crocodylia; Gavialidae
Gene: EP400
Product: E1A binding protein p400
Exons: 55
Coding region: 132-9554 (3140 amino acids)
Molecular function (GO): ATP binding; ATP-dependent chromatin remodeler activity
Source: RefSeq, a predicted model, not a curated record